AUGGUUGACAAUGCUCUGAGGAAGAAGGUGGAAGUCAAGAUGACAAUUGAUUUCAAUUCAUGUAACCAAACAAUCCCUUAUGUAUCCCCAUUCUGCUUGGAGAAGCAGUUUCAAGUGUUGUAUGCAUAUGCGAAGUUUAAAAAGGUCCAAAGAGAGGUGUGGGGGAUGAUUUGUUGUAAUUAUGUACUUGUUAGCAAAGAGGGUUGUAUUUCCACCUACAAUGUGUUGGAUGAAAUUUCCACUGACGAUUAUGUCAAAACCAUCAAGUACUUAGUUUACUAUAACGAGGAGGAAUGCGAUGUUAAAUGCAUGUGUACAUUGUUUGAGAUGAGGGGCAUUCUUUGUAGGCACAUAUUUAAAGUCUUUCAAAUGAAGAAGAUUUAUGUAUUGCCAAAUAAAUAUGUCUUUGAUCAAUGGAGGAAUGAUUUAAAGAGGAUAUACACACUUGUCAAAACUAGCUAUGAUAACUUGCGGGAUAAUGCGAAUGCACGAAUGUAUGAGGUUUUGGAUGAGUUUGAGCAUAAUUUCAUAGGAUUAACACUUGAGCCUGGUUCAACCAAGGUAAAAGAGAGCUUGGUUAUGGAUAAGGGUAAGAAAAUAUUAAGCCCUCACGUUGUCCAAGGGAAAUGGAGACCCCCAACAAAGAGAAAGACUUGUAGAGAAAUAUUUGAUGACAAACAAGUUGGUGAGGUGUUGGACGCUGAACUUGGUGCUAACGCUGAAGAUGUUAUUAGAACCCAAUGCAGUAUUGUCACACAACCAACACUAGCGGGCAAUGAUGACUUGCAAGGCUAA
This is a messenger RNA of Carya illinoinensis, 795 nucleotides long. RefSeq names its product protein FAR-RED ELONGATED HYPOCOTYL 3-like. The record is from RefSeq and is a predicted model, not a curated record. The coding region runs from base 1 to 795 and encodes 264 amino acids. Gene Ontology annotation, molecular function: zinc ion binding. The transcript has 3 exons. NCBI's taxonomy places the organism in Eukaryota, Viridiplantae, Streptophyta, Magnoliopsida, Fagales, Juglandaceae.